GGGGAGGCGCGGCGCGCGGAGGACAGCGGCUGACGGCGGCAUGCGGCGGCUCAUGCUUCCCACCGUGGGCUGAGGCGGCCGCAGACAGGCGGCAGGCGCAGCGGCCGGGCAAGCGGAGGGCGCAGCCAAGCCGCGCGCACCGCGCACCGCGGCCGGGGCUCCGCGCAAUGGGCCGAGCUGGAGGCGGGGGCCCGGGCUGGGGGCCGCCGCCAGUGCUGCUGCCUCUGGGGGUCACGCUGGUGCUCACCGCUGGGGCUGUACCGGCACGGGAAGCAGGCAGUGCGAUCGAGGCUGAAGAGCUGGUGAGGAGCGGCCUUGCAUGGGAGUCGCGUGCCAAUGACACGCGGGAGGAAGCUGGCCUGCCAGCAGCAGGGGAAGAUGAGACCUCGUGGACAGAGCGGGGCAGUGAGCUGGCUGCGGUGGGCCCUGGGGUCGGGCCAGAGGAGACACUAGAGGCAUCGGCUGCAGUGACUGGCACUGCCUGGCUAGAGGCAGAUGGCACAGGCCUGGGUGGAGUGACUGCAGAGGCUGGCAGUGGCGACGCCCAGACCCUUCCAGCUACACUCCAGGCUCCUGACGAGGCCCUUGGGUCAUCUACAAUGCCCCCUGCCAUCCCUGAGGCUACUGAAGCCAGUGGACCUCCCUCCCCCACCCUCCGUGAUAAACCUAGCCUAGGCCCUGAACUCCCUAAGGAGAUCCCCUUGGAAGUUUGGCUGAACCUGGGAGGCAGCACACCUGACCCUCAAAGGCCAGAGCCUACUUUUCCCCUUCAGGGCACUCCAGAGACCCAACCAGCCUCAGAUAUAAUUGACAUUGAUUACUUUGAAGGAUUGGAUAGCGAGGGCCGCGGCACAGACAUGGGCAGGUUCCCGGGCUCACCAGGAACCUCAGAAAAUCACCCCGAUACUGAAGGAGAGACCCCCUCCUGGAGCCUGCUUGACUUAUAUGAUGACUUCACCCCCUUUGAUGAGUCUGAUUUCUACCCCACCACAUCCUUCUAUGAUGACUUGGAAGAAGAGGAAGAGGAGGAGGAGGAUAAGGAUGCAGUGGGAGGCGGAGACCUGGAAGAUGAAAGUGACCUCCUCCUGCCCUCUCAGAAGCCUGGUGUGGGGCCUGGGACGGGACAGCCCACCAGUCGAUGGCAUGCAGUUCCUCCACAGCAUACUCUGGGGAUGGUACCUGGCGGCAGCAUCUCUCUUAGGCCCCGCCCUGGAGAUCCAGGCAAGGACCUGGCCUCGAGCGAAAAUGGAACAGAGUGCCGAGUUGGCUUUGUCAGGCACAAUGGCUCCUGUCGGUCAGUCUGUGACCUCUUCCCGAGUUACUGUCACAAUGGCGGCCAAUGCUACCUGGUGGAGAACAUAGGGGCUUUCUGCAGGUGUAACACCCAGGACUACAUCUGGCACAAGGGGAUGCGCUGUGAGUCCAUCAUCACCGACUUCCAGGUGAUGUGUGUGGCCGUCGGCUCGGCUGCGCUGGUGCUGCUCCUUCUGUUCAUGAUGACUGUGUUCUUUGCCAAGAAACUCUAUCUGCUCAAGACUGAGAACACCAAGCUGAGGAGGACCAACAAAUUCCGGACCCCAUCUGAGCUCCACAAUGAUAACUUCUCCCUCUCCACCAUUGCCGAGGGCUCCCAUCCAAAUGUAAGGAAACUUUGCGACACUCCCUGUGUCUCCUCCCCCCAUGCCCGUGCCUUGGCUCACUGUGAUAACAUUGUCUGUCAGGAUGACCCCAGCGCUCCCCACAAAAUCCAGGAAGCUCUCAAGUCCCGCCUGAAGGAGGAAGAGUCCUUUAACAUCCAGAACUCCAUGUCACCCAAACUCGAGGGUGGCAAAGGUGACCAGGAUGACUUGGAGGUGAACUGUCUCCAGAAUAACCUGACCUGAGACGGAGGAGGGAGAGGGGAGAGGGGGGUGGGGGAGGGAAGGACCGUGGUCUCCUCUCGGGCAGAGCCGGCUCCUCAUAACCAUUUGUUAAGCUUUUCCUUUGCUGAUCUCAUGGCAUGCUCUGAUGUGUUCUGUAGGAGGGGGAAACUCUUAAAAUAAGCAAAGAAACCGAGCAGGGUUGCGUACAUUGGA
This is a messenger RNA of Rattus rattus (black rat), 2075 nucleotides long. It is a transcript of the gene Cspg5, whose product is annotated as chondroitin sulfate proteoglycan 5. The coding region runs from base 168 to 1883 and encodes 571 amino acids. The record is from RefSeq and is a predicted model, not a curated record. The transcript has 5 exons. Lineage: Eukaryota; Metazoa; Chordata; Mammalia; Rodentia; Muridae. Gene Ontology annotation, biological process: nervous system development.